Messenger RNA from Cuscuta europaea, 1581 nucleotides. NCBI's taxonomy places the organism in Eukaryota, Viridiplantae, Streptophyta, Magnoliopsida, Solanales, Convolvulaceae. The record is from the annotation of a GenBank genome assembly.
UCAGCCAAAAAAGUAACCCAAUGGUUACUUUUUCCUCUGAAACUCAUUAAUGUAUCCGUUGCCAGACCUAAGUACCUCUUUACCCUUUUAUUUUCUUUCGCAUCUUCUCCUCUGGCCAUAGCGACGAGAACCUCCAGAGCUGCGCAUUCUUUUGUCCAGAUCGAGCUGCCAUACUUUUGUCCAGGUCAAUGAUUUCCUCCUCGACUGCGCCCUAGUUUCUGCCUUCCAGAUCCACAAAUUCUUGCUUGGGUUCUCCAUUUUCAUCUAAAGAUUAUGAAGUGUAAUGUUGAAAAGGAAGUGUCUUUUAUGUGAUAAUGGUAGCAUUGUAAAAGAAAAAUCAAAACGAUCUCAUAGUUGGCCACUUCUUCAUUUGGGUGUUGUUUCUUCUUUCUGCCCGUCUUUGAGCGAGAUGAGUAGCAACAUACCUGAUAUGACAGACUCAUAUGAGUCUCGACGGGCAAAUUGGUCAGAUCGUGAGGUCAUAAGUUUUCUUGAGGUGUGUACAAAGGAAUCAUUGCAAAUGCAUCGCAAAAACCAAUCAUUUAGUAGUGAGGGCUGGAAAGUAAUUGAAAAAGAAAUCUCAAAAAUGAGGAUGUCAUACUCUGUCAAGCAACUCCAAAAUAAAUUGAACCUAUUGGCUCGCCAAUAUACUACAUGGGACAAGUUAGUUCGCAAGGAGACUGGUAUAGGCUGGAAUCCAGAAACAAACACUUUUGCGGCCGAUGACGAGUGGUGGGCUCGAAAGACAAUGGAAAACAAAGAAAUUGCAAAAUUUAAAACAGUUGGCCUUGAUAUGAACAUGUGGAACUUGUUGUGGUUGAUAUUCCGUGGACAUGCAACUAAAGGACAACAUGCAUGUUUUGCAGCUAACAUUUUGGCAGAAGAAGAUGAUGUCUACAUAACAGAACAAGCCACACAAAAUAUCCCCGAAGUGAGACUGUUUAGUGAGUCUGAUUUCAUGACUUAUUUAAAUAAUGUUAAGGAAACUGGAUUUCUUGAUGAUGUUCCAUGUGAGCCAAUUGGGAUGUCAUUAGAUGCGACUGACAGUAGUGGUAAGAGGAAGCACGUUUUCAACAAGAAGCAUUCAUCGUUGCGUAGUUGCAUUGAGCGAACAUUUGGUGUUUGGAAGGCAAGGUGGCGUAUCCUUCGAUUCAUGCCUUCUUAUCCUUUUAAGGUGCAGGUCAAAAUUAUCUUAGCAACCAUGGCACUACAUAAUUUCAUCCGCCGAUAUUCCAAUGACGAUCCCGCCUUUCUUUGUUUUGAGACAAAUCUUGAUUUUGUUCCGGAAGAUCGCAUUACUCCACCAACACAAGAACCAACCGAAAGGUCUUCAAAUGAGGUUCGCGGUGUGAGUUCUCAACGUAUGAUUGCAUUGCGAGAAGAAAUUACAGAAAAUUUAACGCGCAAUAUGAGGCAACGUCGUUGAUGGUGUAUAGCGAUUGCAUGUGUUCUAUUAUAUAUUUUCUUCGCUUAACGUAUUUAUGUUUGAAUUUAUAUUUUAAUGAACUCCAAUGAAUACUAAUGUGUAUUUUAUGUCUUAUUUUAUUGUAGUUUAAAUGAAUGUGAGCUUGUUAAUAUACU